Sphenostylis stenocarpa is the source of this 471-nucleotide messenger RNA. The record is from the annotation of a GenBank genome assembly. Lineage: Eukaryota; Viridiplantae; Streptophyta; Magnoliopsida; Fabales; Fabaceae.
AUGCGUGGGCAGUUUUCUGUGAAAUCAGAUGUUUUCAGCUUUGGUGUAUUGGUUUUGGAGAUUGUGAGUGGCAAGAAGAAUACUGAUUUUUAUCAAUCGAAUCACGCUGAUGACCUCUUAAGCUUUGCUUGGAAGAAAUGGACAGAGCAAACAGUUAUGGAAUUUCUGGAUCCAACUCUGAGAAGUUCUUGUUCCAGAAAUGAAGUAAAUAGAUGCAUCCAUAUUGGUUUAUUAUGUGUUCAGGAAAAUCCAUCUGACAGACCAUCAAUGGCCACCAUUGCACUUAUGCUGAACAGUUAUUCGGUUACCAUGUCAAUUCCACAACAACCAGCAUCUUUUCUGCGAGGAAGAAGUCCUAACAGCCUAAACUGGGGGCUUGACUCUGAUCAGUCUACCACCGCUCAGUUGACCUCCAGUUCAAUUCCAUGGUCUGUGAAUGAGGUAUCCAUCACUGAAGUAUGCCCUCGCUAA